This is a messenger RNA of Mesocestoides corti, 246 nucleotides long. The record is from the annotation of a GenBank genome assembly. Lineage: Eukaryota; Metazoa; Platyhelminthes; Cestoda; Cyclophyllidea; Mesocestoididae.
AUGAACGCAUCUGUGACCCGGUUUAGCCGCCUAGGCCCUCACCACCUCCCCCUCCGUGUUCACGUCCAGUCCGAUCAACCCCCUCAACCGCCGCAUCGUCGACCCACAUCAUUAAAACCAGCCUCGAUGACUCAACCUCUCCCCACCCACUCACCCACACAACCCUUAACACUCACCAUCACAUCGCAGCGCUGGAUUCCAUCACCGACCUUAUCCAUCUACCUUUCAAGUCGAAAUUACCCCUAA